AUGGUUACGCGCAUUCUCGGGCUACUAGCCCUCUGCACAAUCCCCCUCACCCAAGCAUCCGCCAUCCCCUCAAACCCCCAAGCCAUACUCCAGAAUGAAGCACCCAACCUCCACUCCGCGGAGGAAAUAGAAGCAGAAGGCUUCAACCGCCCAACCUGGUUCACAUCAACCUUAAUGGCCCGCCGCCUUCUGGCCAAAUCAUCUUCAGGCGUAAUCUCAACCAUCUUCCCUAACCCACCACCACCAUCCUCCCGUUCCCCUCAAGAUGUCGCUGGACUACCCAUAGGACUCCGUGAAUACAUCUCGGACUGCAACACCGCCCUGCCUGAUAGUCUCAGCAACACUGAUAAUGGCGAUCCGACUAUCCUCGCUCUCCGCGUCGCAACAACAUUCAAGAAUAUCGGCGCAGACUCGAAGAACUUCUCCCUCGAGUUAGACUGGUGGGAUCAUCUCGACCAGGCUGGACCUGUUUACCCUGGAUUACCACUUAGUCCCGCUGCGCUGCCUCGUGUGACGCUGUUCGGGUAUCUUGAUACACUUGAACUCGAAAGCGCCGGUGCAGGUGCUGCUGAGCUGGAAGAAUGCUUCCUUGAUUCACACCCCGAUGCCAAGGUGUGGCUACCCGGUGCGGCAGGUUCUCCGCACUCGAGUUUCUGGGCGCGGAUGGUCGUUACGGCUGUUUACUGGAUUGGCGGAUUUGGGGAUGUGCAGCAGAUUGGGUGGAUGGACGUUGAGGAGUGGAAAGGGGUUGGACAGUAUGAGAGUAGUGUUGGAGAUGGGCGUGGAUGGGAGGAUGUACGACUGCCGGGUGAGAAGGAGUAG
Messenger RNA from Penicillium pulvis, 822 nucleotides. RefSeq lists its product as uncharacterized. The record is from RefSeq and is a predicted model, not a curated record. Bases 1 to 822 code for a protein of 273 amino acids. The transcript has a single exon. NCBI's taxonomy places the organism in Eukaryota, Fungi, Ascomycota, Eurotiomycetes, Eurotiales, Aspergillaceae.